UAUGGUCACACACUGGAUUGCAAUGAUGGAUUGGCCAUUUUUUGCUGCCAUCUUGUGUGUUGUCCGCUGAGAUAGCACUUGGACAUGUUUCUUUUAUAAUAAAAUUAACCUACCGUGGUGCAAUCCAAAAGGUAUUUUCCAAUAUCAAUUAUUGAUUCAUCUCAUUUUGAAAUGGUAUAAGUCAAUUCGAUUUGAUUCUGCCUCAGAUUGAUCUGGUUGGAUCGUAGGAAUUGUAAUCGAUUCAUCAAAACACCCCAACGCACACUUUAAAAUGCAAACCACAGCCAAAAAAAGAAAAAAAACACAAAGCAUCCAUUGUGCACACACUCAAGUAAAGUAUACUUUUUUUGUUUAAUCAUACCUCUAAAUUUAUUUUUACAUCUUUCAAUAUUUUAAUGAAAAUACCCUCACAGCUUUCACAGCUUAACUGCCCUUAUAGGAACAAAAAGCUCCCCCUUUUGACUCAUAUUAAUUUUCACCUUAUUUUUUUUCCUUAAUCUGAUUUUUUUGUGUAAAAAAAACAUUUAUCAUCCCCCUGAUUUGAGGAAACUCAAAUAUUGUUUAAGCAAUAUCAAAAAUGAACACUAGGAGGCGAUAGUAUUACAAGUUCAUGCGAUGUGUGUUCAAACGAAGAAGAAGGGCAUUUCCUGACGCCUCCUGAGUCGUUCCUUGCUAAGGAGAAGACAACAUGUCAGGUGCUGGGGGAGGGAAGCGUCCCUCAGGAGGGGACAGCCCCCCUGGUCCACCUGAGAAAAAGAGCAAGAAAGAGGAGAAGACCACCACCACACUCAUUGAGCCAAUCCGUAUCGCUGGAGUCUCCUCCACGGAGGAAAUGGACAUGAAGGUAAUCCAGUUCAAGAAUAAGAAGUUGUGCGAGCGCCUGGAGCAGAGGCAAGCCAUGGAGGAUGAGUUACGAGAGAAAAUUGAGAAGUUGGAGAAGAGACAAGCCACGGAUGACACCACGCUUCUGAUUGUCAAUCGCUACUGGUCACAGUUGGAAGAAAGUGUAAGGUUGCUUCGCAAACGCAUCGAGCCUGAGCAGCCGGCUCCGGCUCCUCCCACGGCACCGGUCACUGACCCCGGAGCAGUUGAUGACAGUGGUCUCAGACUAUCGUCGCCUCGCUCUGAAGGACCAGCGCCACCUGUGCCUGAAAUCCAGAGCGAAAGUGAGCCGAUGGACCAGCAACAGGUCGAGGAGCGUCAGGAAAAAAACCAGGAAGAACAGCAGCCCCCACUGCCUGCUGGGUCAGAAGAGUUGGUCACACCGACAGAACCAGCACCAGAAUCAAAAACAGACUCAUCACCACCCCCUCCUCCUCUGAGUGAAAACGCUAAGGGCUUUUUGGCCGUGCUCGAGCAAAGUACUGAGGAGGAACUGUCCUUGCAUCUCCAGGACCGCAUGCAGUUCAGCAAAGACGCCAUCGCCCAGCUGGUGUGCGUCUUUGACAGACUGCACAGCCGCAUUGACAGCAUGUGCAGAGCCGCUCAGGCUGCAGACGAGAACCAUCCUGACAUCAUCCAGAACCGAACGUUACUGGAGGAGAACACGCGGCUGCAUGAACUCUCCACUUUCCUGCACGGCCGUCACCACAAGAUGUCCAUGGAGUACAAUGAGCUGGUUGACAAGAUGACGAGCGCAGAGACGAAAGUGUCUGAAAUGGAAACGACGGUGGAGGACCUCCAGUGGGACAUCGAGAAACUUCGCAACCGAGAACAGAAGCUGAACAAACAUCUGGCUGAGGCGAUGGAGCAGCUUAAGUCUGGCUACAGCAGCUCUGGCAGCUCUGGUGCACUAGUUGGAGGGCAGAUAACGCUAAACAUCCAGAAGUUUGAAAGUCUCAAUGCAGAGUUGGAGCACAACCAGGAGUUGGCCAACAGUCGCAUGGCGGAGCUGGAGAAGCUUCAAGUGGAGCUUCAGGAGGCUGUGAGGGAGAGCGAGAAGCUUAAGAUGGAUUUGCGCAAUAUUCCAGAAGAAGUUGUGAAGGAAACUUUGGAGUACAAAUGUCUGCAGUCCCAGUUCUCUUUGCUGUACAACGAAUCACUCGGGGUUAAAACUCAGCUGGAUGAGGCGCGGGCUCUCCUGCUUACAGCGAAGAACGCUCAUCUUCGUCAGAUCGAACACAUGGAGAGUGAUGAGCUGUCUCUUCAGAAGAAGCUGCGAACUGAGGUAAUCCAGCUGGAGGACACGUUGGCUCAGGUACGCAAAGAGUACGAGAUGCUGCGCAUCGAGUUCGAGCAGAACCUGGCAGCCAACGAACAAGCAGGACCAAUCAACAGAGAGAUGCGACAUUUAAUUAGCAGUCUUCAAAACCACAACCUUCAGCUAAAGGGGGAUGUGCAGCGCUACAAGAGGAAGCUGCGAGAAACGCAGAUGGAGAUAAAUAAGCUGCGUUGUCAGAGUGGAGAAACCGGAGUUUUAAUCCUCGAAGAGGCGCCAAGCGACGGCAUGGAAGUGAAGAAAGAGGAGGAUGAUGACCAGGAGGAAGAGGAGGAGAGGAGGAAGGAGCUGGAGAGGCAGCGAGCCCGGGAGAGAGAGAGGGAGAGGGAGGCCGAACGAGAGCGAGAGAAGGAGCGCGAGAGAGAGAGGCAGCGCAGCGACGAGCUGAAGAGGAAGGACUCGGACACGCUGAAGAUGCUCCGGAUAGAACUCAAGAAAGCCCAGGAAUCCCAAAAAGAGAUGAAGCUUCUGCUGGACAUGUAUAAAUCUGCUCCAAAGGAGCAACGAGACAAAGUGCAGCUAAUGGCGGCGGAGCGCAAAUCUAAAGCAGAGGUGGAAGACUUCAGGAUGCGAGUGCGAGAGCUGGAGGAGAGGGAGAGGAAGGAAAGCAAGAAGCUGGCAGAUGAAGACGCCCUCAGGAAGAUACGCGUGGCUGAAGAAACUAUUGAGCAUCUGCAGAAGAAACUCGCUGCAACCAAGCAGGAGGAAGAAGCUCUGCUGAGUGAGAUGGACGUUACAGGUCAGGCCUUCGAGGACAUGCAGGAGCAGAACAGCCGGCUGCUGCAGCAGCUACGGGAGAAGGACGAUGCCAACUUCAAGCUGAUGAGUGAGCGGAUCAAAUCCAACCAGAUCUACAAACUGCUGAAGGAGGAGAAGGAGGAAUUGGCCGACCAAGUUCUCACCUUCAAAACCCAGGUGGACGCCCAGCUGCUGGUUGUGCAGAAGCUGGAAGAAAAAGAGGGAGUCCUGCAGAGUACGCUGGCUGCUCUGGAAAAGGAGCUUGGUGUCAGAACACAAGCGCUGGAGCUCAACAAGAGGAAGGCGGUGGAGGCCGCUCAGCUGGCAGAAGACCUGAAAGUGCAGCUGGAGCACACUCAGGCCAAGCUGAAGGAGAUCCAGGUCUCCGUGGCGGAGAACCGCACCGCCCGCGAAAGAGAGAGCAGCAACCUGAAGCGGGCACAGGAAGAUCUAUCCAGACUGAGACGGAAGCUGGAGAAGCAGAAGAAGGUGGAGGUGUACUCUGAUGCAGACGAAAUCCUUCAGGAGGAGAUCAACCAGUAUAAGGCGAAGCUGCGCUGCCCAUGCUGCAACACGCGAGACAAGGAGACGGUUCUCACCAAGUGUUUCCACGUCUUCUGCUACGAAUGUCUGAAGAUGCGCUACGACACCCGGCAGAGGAAGUGCCCCAAGUGCAACUGUGCCUUCGGAGCCAAUGACUUUCACCGCAUUUACAUCACCUAAAGGAUAGACGGAACCAAAGGAGCGAUUCGAGGACACAAAAAAAGAACUGAAUUUAUUCAAAGUGUCGAGGAUUUAAAAAGUGUUUCUCCGUGUUUUAAUUUUGUUGUUUUUUUUACCACAUCAUUGCCAUUUGCUGACCAAACAUAGUGCUUUAUCUAAUUGAGUCUAGCUAAUAAACACAGAUGUUUGUGUA
Oryzias melastigma (Indian medaka) is the source of this 3872-nucleotide messenger RNA. It is a transcript of the gene rnf40, whose product is annotated as ring finger protein 40. The record is from RefSeq and is a predicted model, not a curated record. NCBI's taxonomy places the organism in Eukaryota, Metazoa, Chordata, Actinopteri, Beloniformes, Adrianichthyidae. Gene Ontology annotation, cellular component: HULC complex; nucleus. Gene Ontology annotation, molecular function: ubiquitin protein ligase activity; metal ion binding. The coding region runs from base 689 to 3679 and encodes 996 amino acids. The transcript is spliced from 20 exons.